Messenger RNA from Physella acuta, 2733 nucleotides. Its product is annotated as metabotropic glutamate receptor 4-like. NCBI's taxonomy places the organism in Eukaryota, Metazoa, Mollusca, Gastropoda, Physidae. Gene Ontology annotation, cellular component: membrane. Gene Ontology annotation, molecular function: G protein-coupled receptor activity. Gene Ontology annotation, biological process: G protein-coupled receptor signaling pathway. The record is from RefSeq and is a predicted model, not a curated record.
AUGAAGAGAAAUAGUUUAACUAUCAGCCAAGCACGAUCGACAUGUACAUUUAAAACUUUGGGUAUUUUGUUUUUAACUUCGUCAUUGUUGGUCACACAAUCGCGCACACAGUCAUCAAACGGUCGCAACAAUCCGCCACUGGCCGUCUCGUACUUGGAUCAGCUUGAGUACUCCCAACCCGGGGACAUCAACAUCGGAGUUCUCGUGACCUUGACCGAGCUGAAAGGCAAUACCUGCAGCAAUAAACUGGUCGCCGGGUCGCUGGCGCUGGAACUGUCCGAGGUCCUGCCUUUUGUGGUCAAGCAGGUUAACGAUGACCCAGGGCUACUCCCCAACGUGACGCUGGGGUUUGUUGUCCUCAACGACUGCAACAACCCCAACAUUGCUAUGGCGAGAUCGUUGAGUUUCCUACCGCGCGUUAAAGAUUUCAACUCCACAGACGGUUCCAGAAAUAUCGACUACGGUACAUCCGCCAUGCCGUAUUACAACGUCAUCGGCGUCGUUUCCCCUCAGGUGAGUCAGUCCACGGUUAUGAUAACCGGGCUACUGGCUACUACGAAAAUCCCAGUCAUAGGUAGCAGUGCUACCAGCGAUAGCCUCAGCGACAAAACCUUGUAUCCUUUCUUCAUGCGGGUCGCCCCGCCCGACAAAUACCAAGUCGCCGCGAUGGUCAACUUCAUAAAAGACAACAAAUGGAACUACAUCUCGGUUGUAUACAUCACCGGAUCCUACGGUGAAAAAGCUUUCGAUAAUCUCAAAACCGCGACGCACGAUUACGGGAUCUGCAUCGCCGCAUCGCACCGUGUCGAUGAGAAGUCAAACUACAACAGCAUUGUGAAAAACUUGUUGAGUUAUCCCCGUGCACGGGUGGUCAUUCUGUUCAUGUACGCCGUACAGGCUAAGAAUCUGUUCGACAAUGUUAGAGUUCUGAACGCUACUGGUCACUUCAUCUGGUUGGGGAGCGACGGUCUAGGAUCCAUCUUCAGGACGAGCUACAAAGGCUACGAGAGUGACGUCAUGGGGAUGUUUACAUUCAGGUUCUACGCUUCGGUGGUUCCGGAGUAUUACCAGUACCUUCGGUCACGUGACCCGGCCAACUCGACCAACCCGUGGUUGAAACCGGCCUGGGAGCAGCUGGCCAACUGCUCCCUGGCCAACAAGACCUGCGACCCCAACUUGAACAUUUUAGAAUCCAGCGCCUUUUCCUUCCUGGACGUGACGUCACUGUACAUGGACGGAGCGUUGACGCUGGCGCACGGCGCGCACGACAUGCGCACCAACACCUGCCCAGGUGCAACAGGUGAGGCGCUCCGAGACUGUAUUAAAGGUGACCUGUUCUUAAGCUACUUAAAAAACGUCUCAUUCGAUAGCUAUAACGGGCACAUAUACUACGACAACCUCGGUGAUAUCAAAGGGCUUUAUCAAAUUCGCCAAGUAGUAAUGGACUACGUAGACAUUAGUUUCAUUAAUAAAACAUCCACUUUAGGCCCAGAGCAUAAGUUAAUCGCUAUAUACGACACGCAAAGAAAAACCAUAAACUACACCAGCCGAGCCAUUAGGUGGGAUUUUUAUAAUGCAGAGGAGCCGGUUGUACCACUGAGGGAGGGUGAGGUUCGGGUAGUUCCGGAGUCGGUGUGUAGCCGGCCCUGUGGGGUCGGGGAAUACGUCAUCCAGAAGGAGCUGGAGUGCUGCUGGGAGUGUCUGCGGUGCCGGGACAACGAGCGAAUCGUCAGGAACGGCACCGGAUGUCAGGUGUGCGACGUCUUCACGUGGCCCGACGAGGCGUCCAACUACACGACGUGCGUGGACAUCGCGCUGACGUACCACUCCGUCACCGACACGCUCCCGCUGAUACAGCUGUGCGUCGGGGUCGCCGCCAUCGUCUGCGCGGUCCUGAUCGUCGUCUGCUACGUGCGCUACCGGGAGGUCAAGGUCAUCAAGGCCGCGAGCCGGGAGCUGAGCAUUCUCCAGAUGGUCGCCAUCUUUGUCGGCUACCUGACGGUCAUCCUCUUCCAGACGACCCCCACCCCCGGGACGUGUGGGACACUCUACUUCCUCUUCUGCUUGAGUUUCACGUGGCUGUACGCGCCUCUGCUGGUCAAGGUCAUACGUAUCUACCGUAUCUUCGAGAGCGGGUCCAAGAACAACCAGCGGCCACGGUUCAUCAGCCCUCAAUCUCAACUGACCAUGACGGCCAUUUUGAUUGCUGUACAGAUCAUCAUCUGCCUCUACAUCUACGCCGUCUACAAACCUACGUCACGUAAAACUCAACCAAUCGCCACCGAGAAAUUCGUCGAGCUUUCCUGUCACAUGACCCUGCCGGGCCUGACCUCCUUCCUAGUCUACAACCUCGUUCUCAUCGUCUUGUGCUCCGUCUUCGCCUUCAAAACCCGCAAACUCCCCGACAACUUUAACGAGUCGCGCUUCAUCUCCAUGUGCGUCUCCACCACACUCAUCAUCUGGCUGGCUUUCAUCACCACCUACUUCACGGCUAGCCGAGAUUUCGUCCGUGUUCUCGUCCUCUCCGUUACUCUACUACUAAACCACUCAGUGGCGAUCAUCUUUCUGUACGCGCCAAAGAUCUACGCCGCAGUGUACCUGGCGCCAGAGAACUUCAUCACCACAAGGUUCCUGACCAACGACACCAACGCCUCAGGAAGCAACAUCCCCAGAAAACAGAACCGUGUCGCACCAAUUCCGAGUUCCAGUACCAUCGAGUCUCCGAAAUUUUAA